Molecule: messenger RNA, 642 nt
Organism: Durio zibethinus
Lineage: Eukaryota; Viridiplantae; Streptophyta; Magnoliopsida; Malvales; Malvaceae
Molecular function (GO): protein binding
Source: RefSeq, a predicted model, not a curated record
AUGGUUGUCAUGAAGUUUGAAAAGCAAAGAAGAAGAUCAGGAUUUGAAGGAGCUAUUGCUGGUUUUUUCAAGGAUAUUAUGGAACUUACAGAGCUUUCUUUGGCUUCAAACCAAUGUGUUGCUGCUGACAAAAGCUGCAAUUUUAGUUCAUCAUCAGAUCAUCAGGCUGAUAAUUUCAACAUUCCUUCAAAGAAAAGGAAGUUUUUCCCUGAUCACUUGCUCAAUGCUGGAUCACCAUUUCAAACUAGUGUUGAUCUUCAAGUUAAAGACCCUCUACCUCUAGACUGGGAACAAUGCCUUGAUCUUGAAUCAGGUAGAAUGUACUACAUGAACAGGAAAACCUUGAAAAAGACCUGGAACUGGCCUACAGAUCAGAAGCUAGACCUUGAACUCAACAUCUCACCACAUUCCAAUGGCUCCGAGCAACACGGCGGUUCUAUGUCAGUUGAAGACAAACAACAUUCCUCAGGCACUAACAUGGUGGCUUUGGCAUGCUUGAAUUGCCAUCUCCUUGUCAUUCUCUCCAAAUCUUCCCCUGCUUGCCCCAACUGCAAGUAUGUCCACUCUCUUCCUACCAUACAAGCUCAACCACCAAAAGUUUCAACCGUCAAGUCUCCCGCUACCUUAAGCCUCUUGAACUAA